AUGAAGCUGCCAGAAUAUUUUUCCAAACACGGCUUGGACAUUCCUAAGGCCACAGAGGAGCAGGCAUUGAAACCUGACAAGUUCUCCGCUGUUUACUUUCCAGCUUGGUUUCUCUACGCAUCGUUGCGUUCAUCAGAGACGAACUCGGGGAUUCUUAUAAACCGAGCUUACGUCCCUGGCUAUCAGCAUGACAUCCUGUCCAAUACAUCCUUCAAUAUACAGCAGGGUAUACUCGAGCACGACCUAGAUGACCCAUCGCCGUGGACGGAAUCGUUGCGCACUCAGCACGAUACAGACGUAUUAUGCCUUCCUUAUCGCUCCGCACCGCUCUAUACGGAGAGCGAUUUCGGCCCAGAUUCAUCAAUGUCUCGGGCGCUCAAGGCUACGCGCCUAGACGUUGAAUUCUUGGCGGCGCAUCCGGUGCUAAUCCCGCUCUACCUGGCCGAGUAUCAUGAUGUGCUUACGAACGAACCGAUGACAGUUGUCAUUGAGGCACACACUGAUCGGAUGUACUGCACAAGGCUCCUCAGAGACGCUACAACUGCGAUGAUGCAGACCUACUCGUCUUCUUCGCGGAUUGCGAAGUGGGUCGGCAACUGGCUCAUUAAGUUCGCAGACGAUUUCGACAGACAACGGCGGCGCUCUUCAGCCGGACGGCUUCUCCUUUUCGGCGGGAGAGAUGCUUACCCUUCUAUUCAUAGCCUUGUAAAAGCUCAGAUCCCGAAGGAUGGGGUCGACGGUAUCCCAGCACAGGUAUUAGGACGCGUAGCGAAGCUUCCGCCAACACAUCCUAUGAGCGAUGACAGUCACCAAGGCAUGGAAGACCUACGCGUGAGGCCCUUCACGCGUCAAGCCGGCCGAGAAUCCAAUGAGUGCGCCCAGUAUGCAAUCGGGGCAUCAUUACUAGCCGAAGAGGCCUCAGCCCAGGCUCUGCGUAAGGAGAUGGAGUCUGACUUGAAGCGAGCCGCACCUUGGUGGCUGGAGUGGAAAUCGACGCAUCGCUUCAAUCAGAGAUCAUAG
Messenger RNA from Peniophora sp. CBMAI 1063, 1020 nucleotides. The record is from the annotation of a GenBank genome assembly. Lineage: Eukaryota; Fungi; Basidiomycota; Agaricomycetes; Russulales; Peniophoraceae.